This is a messenger RNA of Linum trigynum, 3838 nucleotides long. Lineage: Eukaryota; Viridiplantae; Streptophyta; Magnoliopsida; Malpighiales; Linaceae. The record is from the annotation of a GenBank genome assembly.
UGAAAUGAUAAUAGCUUGAACUCAUAGGUCAUAGGUUUAAAUCUAGGUCAUGAUGAUUGGUAUACAUGUUUAUUUAGUUUUAUUUUAAUGUAAUUAAUAACUUAAAAUGUUAAAAUCAUAAAUGACAUGGAAAAUGUGGAGCUUUCUUUGUCCUAUGUGGCAAAAAAUUUCUCCACAACGACCAUAAUAUAAGUAAAAUAAACAAGGUUUCAUACAAUGGCCGCACUUUAAUCUAGAAGUGGCCAUAUCGGGUGGACGGAUGGGGAAGGCGGGCUUAGGCUUUAUAUAAUUACUCAAUGAGCUUGAACCGGUUAACAAGGAAAAGAGGAAGGGAGACCGGAGUGGGCCUCCACCUAGAGUAGAAAGAAAGAUGGAGUAAUAAAGGAGAUCGAGAUGCUCGAUGUUCUCUCCUAGGGAUGAUGGAUGCCAUUACUGUGGAACUUUUGGCGGUCCGGUAUGCUUUGUUACUCCUUUGCCGUUGGGGAUGACAUGAUCGUCCAGUUUUUGUUGCCGACGAUGCUCAAGUAAUGUUGGAUAGGUUGAGGUCCCACAAUCCUCAUGAUGCUCGUUGUGGCGCCAUUUACCGUGAAGUGCUUGAUCUCAUUAGCCAUCUUCCCUUAGUUCAUUUUGCUUAUACACCUCGAGAAGUGAAUCAGGCUGCCCAUUGUGUGGUGCGCAAUGCCCUAUGUUAUCCGGUAUUAGUAAUCUCUUUUAUGAUUAUUCGUACAUGGUCUAUCUUUGAGUCCGUGUAGGGCCGUAAUUGUUGUGGUUCCACACGCUAUUCUGGUUAAUCCGCAAGGAUUUCUAUGACAAAAAAAAAAAGAGAUCGAGAUGGGUUUAUUUUAUUCCUUGGGUCGGACUGCUAGCCCUCUCUACCGUGGCCCACGAUGGGCUUAAAAGGAAUAAGAGGAAGUCGGGCCAUUGAUAUAGCAUGGUCCAUGAAACCGUACCAUACCGGCGGUUUAACCACGAAAUACAAAUAUUGGAGGCUAAAUUGGUAGGUGGUAUUUAACGGUAAGAACGGUUGAAUUACGGCUAAAUCACGGUUUUACCAUAAAAUACCCUACCGCUGACUUUCCGGUGCGGUAUCCGGCAUGGUUUCAUGGACCAUGUGAUAUAGCCCAGAUGAAAAGAGAGCUUGCACGUUGUUUCGUACCUACUUUGUGUUAGAAAGUAGUUAGAUAUCAAAUAGGGUUAUAGGUAUAAUAUGCCUCUCUACUAUGUCGUUUUAUCAAACAUGUCCCUCUACUAUUUUUUACAUCAAACAUGCUCCUCUACUAUUUUUUUACAUCAAACAUGCCCCUAUACUUUAGAAAAAUGAUCAAACAUACCAUUUUGUUAAUAUUUUCAUCCAAAAACAGUCAACCACGGUCGUACCUUGGUUUGGGCGACACAAAUGUCUAAAAUAUCCCUGGUAAUUUCACUUUAGAAUUUUUUGGAUUCUUUUGUAGAGCCAAUUACCUCUAAUAAUUUCAUUUUAACGAGACCUAGAAAAAUAAAAUAGGGUACAAAACUGGUAAUUUCACUUUAACGAGCCAAUUACCUCAAAUCCCAAUACUUGUCUAUUUUCUAUACAAAAUAACAUGCUUAAGUUAAGGGUAGACAAAUCUCAGAAGCUGGGCUGAUUGCUUUUGAACUUCUCGAUAGCCGUAAGAGAAGUAGAAAGGCGGGUCUUAUGUUUAAACUUGACAUCGAGAAGGCAUUUGACAACGUGAGCUAGGGCUGCCUAUUUAAGGCCUUGUAUGUGUUGGGUUUUCCUUAGAAAUAGCAUUCGUGGCUUCGCGGGGUCAUGUGCUCCCCAGUUAUCUCGAUUUUAAUCAAUGAUGAAGCGAAAGGGUUCUUCAAUUCGCAGAAGGGGCUCCGGCAAGGCGAUCCGCUUUCUCCUUGUCUUUUUACCCUCAUCAUGGAUGUGCUCUCUUUCAUGUUGGAGAAGAUGUGCAUGGCUGGUAACAUCUCUGGUUUCUGUAUGGAUGAGACUAACAUGGUGGGAGAAGUGACUCACCUUCUUUUUGCUGACGACACGUUAAUUUUUUGUGAAGCCUCUUAUGAUCAGGUCUUGAACAUUCUUGCUGCCCUUGUAUGUUUUCAAGCUGUUACAGGUCUUAAGAUCAACAUCGAGAAAUCAGUGAUGAUCACUAUCGGUGAUGUACCAAACCCUGAAUUUUUCGCCGCUGUAUUUGGUUGUAAGUGGAGCAAAGAGCCGUCAAAUUAUCUCGGGUUCCCUCUUGGUGCUAAAGUGAAUGCAAUAUCGACUUGGGACCCGGUUAUUAGCAAAUUUCAGAAGCGGCUCGAGGGGUGGAGAGGUCGCUACUUAUCUCUUGGAGGGAGGCUGGUUCUUAAUAAGGCUAUUUUGUCUGGGCAGCCAGUUUACUCGUUCUCCCUUCUACGUGCUCCUGCAGCUGUGGUUAAUAGGACAGAGUAUACAGAGAAGGUUUGUGUGGAGUGGUACAGGAGACAAGGCUAAAAGUCCCCUGGUUAAUUGGGAUUUGUGUAAAGCAUCGAAGUUCAAUGGAGGUAUGUGGAUUAGAGACAUCAGUUGUUUCAACAGGGCCCUGCUUUCGAAAUGGUUGUGGAAAUUCUCCGUUGAAAGAGGAAGUUGGUGGAGCGAAUUGAUUGCAGUGAAAUAUCCGUCUGGAGUUUCGGGUUGGCAAAGCCAGCGCUGUCGGGGUGGGUUUGGUGGAUCAGUUUGGCGAAUAUUACGAAAGGGUAUAAUAGCUUUCAUUCCGAGCAAGAUCUGUGCUUUCUUGUGGUUAGUAGCUCACAAGAGAGUGUUGACGCUGGACAAUCUGCAAAAAAGAGGUUUGGUGCUGGCCAACAGGUGUGUUCUUUGCGGCAGACAAGAGGAAUCGGUUGACCAUCUGUUCAUUCAUUGCGCGUUCACUAUAAGUGUUUGGAAGGAGGUUGCUAUGGCUUGCCGAGGUAUUAGUCUUCCGAGCGGUGAUGUUGCGGGUACUAUCAACAGGUGGAACAUGGCUUGUCUGAGCAACAUCAACGAGUGGAUUGUUGCCUGUAUCUUUCAUGGUGUUUGCUGGCAAGUAUGGCUCGAGUGGAACCAGCGUACCUUCAACGACAUCAUUCAUAGUACCAGCUAUGUGUUCCAGAGAGCAAUCAGGUCGGCGGUCGAGUGGAUUGUCGCUCAUGGGAAAGUCAGCAAAGCGCAGGGAGUUGAAUGGCUCUCUGAGCAUCUAGGGCGUCGGACUAAUUAGUAGGACGAGUUAUUUCUUUUGUUUGGGCGUAUGUUUUGCGUUGAGUUGGAUGUUUCUGUUUCUUGAUUUGUCGGGUUUUCUGGGCAGGCAGUGGUGGGUUCCCCUGCCUUGCGAAGAAAGCUACAAGCCUCGCCCCGAGAGUGUGGUGGAUCCGCUCUCGGAGGCAUCCCGACCCAAGUCGUGAUCAAUCCCCAACCGUCAAGCUAAUAACGAUAAAUUAACGCUUGUUGGGAGGCAACCCAUCGAAAGUUUGUUUUCUUUUCCUUAUUUUUUCGUUUUAAGUGUCUUGUGAAGAGUUCAAGUGGUCAAGUUGUGUCCCCGUUCGAAGUUUGUGGUUUUGCGAUUUAUGUUUGUGUUGUGAUCAAUAAGGAGGCAUGGAGGAAUAGGUUGAGUCAAAAUUUUAUCAGAAGUGCCCUGUUUUCACUAAUGUUCAUGGGUGGAUUGCUGAGUUCACGGUCUUACAAGACCGUGAACAUGCAAACGCGUCCGUGAACUGGCCAUUUGUGCAUGAUCACCACCUGUCGACCACUCCGUGUUCACGGACGCAUUUGAGAGUUCACGACCGCUAAAUCCGUGAACUGCGCAACGCGUCCGUGAACUCCGAGUCAUGCCUAUAAAAGGGGCGUGAACGG